ACAAAAUACACACACACACGAAUUGUAAGAGUUUCUUCUUCUUCAUCAUCUCCACUCCAUCAUCAACAAGGAAACAAUGAAAGCCAUUGAUCAAUUUCAAAGUCUCAACAUUUCGGGUAUGACUCAUGAUUUGAGAUUCAUCGUGUCGCAUGGAAGAAAUUUCUUUCACUUGGAUGAUGAAUGGAAAUGGAGAGGGGACAAAACCACUUCCAUUUUAGCAUCGAGAAGUAUUACCGUAGCAGAACUUGUGUUAUGGUUGAAAGACAAAUUUGGUAUCGUUGAAUCCUGCAAUGAAAUCAAAUUGAAGUUUAAAGUCCCAAACUUGAAUAUACCUUCGGCAGAGAUACGCGACGAUGAGGACUUACAAUGGUACAUAUCUGUUCAUAAGGAAACCGCACUCUGCGUCACUAUUUUGGAAAUCGAGUUCCCGAGUGUUGAUAUGGCAACGGAUGCAAACUGUGCAGGGAACUUGUUCGGCCCAACGGAAUGUCCGCAGAAUGUACAACAUAACGAGAUCAAUCAUCAGCACAAUGUGUCGUAGACCCAAGCACCCGAACCUCCAAUUGACCGUAUAGAGGUUGCAGCAUUCGAUGACCACUCAGACAACCCAUUACAUGGUAUAGAUGGUGAUGUUAUUGCUGAAAUUGACGAGACAAUGUUAUCAAAUUCUAGAACUUCGUGCAUAGAUGAGUGGAUUACAGCUGCAAAUACAUCCGUUCUCGUCGAGAAGCAAAUAUUAUUUAGCAAGAAACAGUUGUACUCGAAGCUUCAUGUACUUGCUUUGCAAGAGAAGUUCCAAUUUCAGGUAAGUAGGUCAAGCUUGAAAAUGUCAACAGUUGUCUGUGUGAUGAUAAUUGCAAGUGGAUACUACGUGCUUCUAUUGUCAAGCAAUUUGCAAUUUUCAUGAUCCGUAAAUUCAUUACAAUUCACACAUGUUCCCUUGAUUUUCGUCGUAACGCACAUCGGCAUGCCACUAGUUUUGUAAUUAUGGAGCACAUUUUGGGAAAAUUGGAUACUCCAUACCGAUCAUAUCAUCCUACUGAUAUUGUACGUGAUAUGGAACGUGAGUUUGGUGUGAAAAUCAGUUAUAGCAAAGCACGUAGGGGGAAGCUCCAUGCCUUAAAUAUGCUACAUGGUACGCCAGAGGACAGUUUUCAGAAAUUAUCUUCGUACUGUCACGUCGUAGGAGAGAGUAACCUGGGGACCAUAACCCACAUUGAAGUUGAUUCUCUUUAUAGGUUUCAUCACUUCUUCGUAGCUUUUAGUGCAAGCAUUCGUGGUUACAUGCAGUACUUGAGACCCGUUAUUUGUGUUAAUAGCAGUCACUUGAAGGGUCCAUACAAAGGUACACUCCUAGUGGCAACUGCCCAAGAUGGUAACAAACAGAUUUAUCCAUUAGCAUGGGGGAUCGUGGAUGCUGAAACCAAUAAAUCCUGGAAGUGGUUUAUGUCAAAUGAGCUGUUCCAACUUUUCGGGUCGAGGACUUCGAAUGACUCAUGGGACAGAUUCGUAGAGUGAGCGAAAGAGCGCACGGGUACUUAGAGUGAGCAGGUUAUUCAUUUUGGUCCAGAGCACUAUUUAUUGGACACCGUUACAACAUUAUGACAAACAACAACAAAUAGUUCUUGAACUCGAUGUUGAGAGAAGCCCGGUCGUUACCGAUAAGUGCUUGGUUGAACACAUUCGGAGUACUAUGCAGAAAUAGUUUUACGAACGUCGAACAAAUGCGGAAGAAUGCAGUACCUUAUUGACGCCGAUGAUGGAGAACGAGUUACAGACGACGUUCGAAAAUGGAACUAGGCUUCGAGCCCAUGUCCUAACAAACAACUUCACGUAGGUUGGAAUAUCCAACGACACGGACAUAGUUGACUUGUCCGAAGAUACCUGCACAUGUCGUGACUUCCAAGUAAAUCAUAUGCCAUGUGUUCAUGCAAGUCGUGCCGCUUGCUUUAGAGGGAAGUCUAUUUACGAGCUUUGCUUCCCUUAUUACACAUCGGAUACUGGAGGGGUGCUUACAACGAAGCUAUAUAUCCUGUUUCGAAGGAAGUGAAUUGGGUUGUUCCGAACUUAAUUACAUGUACUCCUAUUUUGUCACCACUCGUACGUCGUCCUCCAGGUAGACCACCAACCCGACGUAAGCGUUCUAGGUACGAGUCUGCAUGGUCUAACAGAAAAUGUACUCGUUGUGGUGGAGUUGGUCAUAACCCGUGUUCAAACCCCAAUGUAUCACAUGUUCCUUAGAGAUUUGUGGUCUAAUAGACGUUGUAUGUUCAUUAUUCCGUACUACAUCAAACAUUUUGAAGUUAUGUUUUAAAGUUUAUGAUAAUUACUGUUCUUGCAUGUUGCGCAGCCUUUUGUGCACAUGCAAAUUUCAGACUCUGUUCAGCACGUACUGAACAUCCCGCCCUGUUAAAAUGUCGGUCCUGACAGAUGUGUUACUUAUUCUCGACAAUUGACAGAACCUUGCACUGCACUGCACUCACGGUCUGCUUCACAGAUAUUGUAAACUGUACAUGUUGGGAACACAAAACAACAUAACGGAACCGGUUGGACACUGUACAUGUUUUUUUAUUUUCCAUCUAAAAAUGUAAUCUUCAAUCCCCAAGAUAUUUACUAUCAUUUGCAUCAUCGUAAAUCGUGGACUAAAGUUAGUGUAUGAUAAACACAAUUUCAUAACACCCGUUCAACAUACUGCAAAAUACAGAUCCAUUUACAAACAUAUGAUCCUUAAUGCCCGACAGUUAAUAUGUUGUUCCCGACAGAUAGUCUCAGUAAUUCUCGACAGUUGGAUCGGAACACACAAACUACACUACUCGAAUUACAUCUUAGGGACAUGUUUAUGUAGACUUUUUGGUUUUGUCUAACCAAAGUCAUCCCUACAAAAUACCUAACUAUACAAUACUUAUUCACUACAUUCUCUGGGUGUCACUUCAGUCGUCGUCGACAACAACUGAACCAUCUUCCCCGCUUCCUCACCUGACUCGUCCGACGAGAUGAUAAUUACCUCGUUUGGUGCCUCUUACGCCAUCCAGUCAUCGUCUUCCGAAUCCCCCUCGUAUCCGGCGUCGAGCUUGAAGACCUCAUCGAGCACACCGUUCGGUGAUUGCGCACCCUCGUUGGAAACAUCUUCUAAGUUGGGAAAAGGACCAGGGGAAAUGGUUCUCCUACCAAUACGAGGGCUAACUUCCUCAUCAUCUAAUGAAAUAUAGAUUGAAAAUAAUGGAGAUGAACCGAGAACUGGUAGUGGCUCGUUGAUGUUCAACGGUUCGGUGUUUUCUGUGGAAGAACUCAUUACGUGAACGUAUUUUAGUAUUGAUGGAACGAUAAGUGUCUGUGAGAAGUUGAAUGUCUCACAGUGCUUUUCAAGUAGCUUGUUUGUAAGUGAGAAUGAACCCCCACAGUAUUUAUAAGCUACUUGAAGGAGAAGCAAUUAUGGUUUUCAUCUACCCAGCCACCAAGUCCAAUCUCUUUGUAAAUUUGAAAAGCAAUUGAUGUGAUGGUUGAAUAAAUGAAGUGUACUUUUAUCCUCCAUUUUUCCAUACUUAGUACGAUCUUAAACACUCUUUAAUCAUGUCUACAAUUAAGGAAAUAUCCAUACCUGCAACAGAAAAUUCCUCAAUCAAACUGCUAGUUUUCAAUUGCCAUGCUUGUGAUGGUAUAGUUUCUCACACUUACGGGUCAUCAUCGCAACGCACAUGUAAGACGAAGAACGGGAAUUUUUUUUUACACAUUAACUGAUUUAUGAAUUACUUGUACCGUGGUUGUCAUGAUUUUGACACU
Messenger RNA from Olea europaea var. sylvestris, 3780 nucleotides. RefSeq lists its product as uncharacterized. The record is from RefSeq and is a predicted model, not a curated record. The transcript has 2 exons. Bases 77 to 541 code for a protein of 154 amino acids. Lineage: Eukaryota; Viridiplantae; Streptophyta; Magnoliopsida; Lamiales; Oleaceae.